Pecten maximus is the source of this 1917-nucleotide messenger RNA. RefSeq names its product cephalotocin receptor 2-like. Lineage: Eukaryota; Metazoa; Mollusca; Bivalvia; Pectinida; Pectinidae. The record is from RefSeq and is a predicted model, not a curated record. Gene Ontology annotation, cellular component: membrane. The transcript is spliced from 3 exons. Gene Ontology annotation, biological process: G protein-coupled receptor signaling pathway. Gene Ontology annotation, molecular function: vasopressin receptor activity; peptide binding. The coding region runs from base 89 to 1462 and encodes 457 amino acids.
GCUAAUAAUAAACAUCACUUGAGAGCUCCUAUAAAAGGACAGUAUACCACAUCUUAAUAGUAUUCUUACUACCUGUUGUAUCUGUGUGAUGGAACGAAAAACGAUUUUGGAAAUGGAGGCUAUUUUCAUUGGAAUGGGGCCGUCGAAAACACUCGUUGGUGCUGAUAUAAUGGUAAAUGACACUUACAACGUUACCAAGACGAUAGUUCCGGAUGGAAACACCACCACACCCGAGCGGAAGGAAGAACUUGUUAGAGUGGAGAUCGCCGUCCAAGCUGCUAUAUUCGCUCUUGCGAUUCUCGGCAACUGUUGUGUUCUCAUAGCUCUUUGUCGCCGAAGGAAGAAAUCCACGCGAAUGCAUAUCUUUAUAAUGCAUUUGAGUAUAGCUGAUCUGCAGGUAGCGUUCUUCAAUAUCCUUCCUCAGCUGAUUUGGGACAUCACUCACAGAUGGUAUGGCGGCGACUUCCUCUGUCGCUUCAUCAAGUAUUCUCAGAUAUUUGUCAUGUAUCUGUCGACGUAUAUCUUGGUGAUGACGGCUGUGGAUAGGUACCGGGCGAUCUGCCAUCCUCUUAGUAACCACACAUGGACUCCCCGACUUGUUCACGUCAUGAUAGGUGGCGCCUACGCCAUAGCUGCCAUUAUGAGUUUACCACAGUUGAUAAUGUUUAAGUACCAAGAAACAAAGGCCGGGUCAGGUGUGAUGGAUUGUUGGGUUCAUUUUGAUCCUCCAUGGACGCUUCAGCUGUACAUUACGUCUUUCACGGUGUUUGUAUAUAUAAUUCCAUUUUUUAUACUUCUGGCAUGUUACGGUUCUAUAUGUUAUACAGUCUGGCGGAAGUACCGACUUUCAAAGGAUUCUGGGAAAUAUAUCACACGUGACAACACUCCUGACCACAUGCAGUCAGUUGCGUUACAGAAUGGUAAAAUACAGAAUCACGUGACUCUUGUACCAAGAAAUCAUUCCUUCAGAGGAUUUUCAAGAGCAAAGUUGAAAACUGUUAAACUCACUUUCGUCAUAAUUCUGGCAUACAUCGUGUGUUGGUCACCAUUUUUCGUCUCUCAACUUUGGUGGUUAUAUGACGAAGCAGCACCUCUUACAAACAAUGCCCUGGUGAUAAUGUUGUUGCUGGCGAGUUUGAACAGUUGCUGUAACCCAUGGAUAUAUUUAGCAUUUAGCGGAAACAUAAUACAGACAUUAGCUCCAUGUAAGUGCACAAGGAUUGACGGCUCAGAAACUAAUGGAAACAAAUUGUGUGCCUGCGCAUGCUCAGACAGUCAGAAAAGCAAGAAAUGCCACAAACAAAAGUGGACAUUUCGAAGUGCUUAUUCGUUUGAUUCGACUCAAUCCAUUGGUAUUACAAAUUAUAGAAAAGAGGAUAAACGCUUAAAACCAAGCGAAGGUCUGUGUAAUACAAAUACUGAUGAAUACAUCGAGUUAAAUGGCGUACAACUAAACAGGUAGAAUCAGUAUGAUUAAGUGUUCCUACCGGAUGUUAUGAUAGCUCAGUCGAUAAAUCUGCAGACAAUGCAAUUUGAAGAGGAGCUCAGGUAUGUGUCAUCACACAUUUAUAGGAAUCCGAAAUCACGGCUCGGCCUAUGUAUGUGUCCGUUACAAAGUCACUUUACUCCAAUGGCUUUGGACCACAAUCAACGAGCCGCGCUAUAUUGCUGAGAAGAGUUUUCAUUAACUACUACAAACUCGCUUUGUCCAAGAAAGAUUAUGUCUGUUGACGGUGCAAAAAGAGUAAGUAAGAUCAAGAUGUUGUUGAAGCUUAAAAUGGACACCGGUCAUAAAACAUGUUGAAUAUAAGGUAUGAAGUAUGUGUUUAUAAAGAGAUGCCUUAAAUGUACUGUUGUGCGUUUCAUCGGUGUAUAUUUAUUGCUUGGUAUGGUGAUAUUAAAGACAUUAAAUCAUUU